CACAUUGUCGGUGUCACUGGCAGUCAGUCUGUAAGCCAAGAGUGGGAGAAGUGAACAGUCAUUUCCUUUGCUCUCCAGACAGCGAAUGGACAUUUCUGGUCACAGCAAAGCUGUAAUAGAUACACUGCAAUACUGCAGCAGAAAUGGGAUUACUUACUACUGUUCUCUUGCACUGGAUGGAGGUCUAAGCAGGCAAAUAACAGGACAACACAACGCUUUGGAAAACAAGACAACUUGCCUUAAGUGACCAUGCCGUGCGUCCAGACCCAGUGCGGCUCCUCUCCACAAGGAGCCAGCCCGGCCUCACAGAGCGCCGUCGGAGAGCGCAGCUGCGACUUCCUCACCCCGGAGUUUGUCAAGUUUAGCAUGGACCUUACCAACAAUGAAAUAUCAGCAGCCUCGUCGGGUCCCAGUUUUGGCCCUUUAACGGACACCUACAGCUCCGGCUACGACGUUAAGCCCACAUGUCUCUUCCAAAUGCCGGUUCAGGGGGAGCUUCCGUGCGUCAAGGUGGAGGAUGUUCACGGAUGUCCGCGGUAUCAGCCGAAUCAGCAUCAUCCGCACCAAUCAGACGAGCUGCUCUCCUCUCCGGGCUCAGUUUAUUAUUACCGGUCUCCAUCGCCACAUACAUCCAACUUCCAAACUCCACCGGGACACAUAUGGGAAGACUCCGGCUCUCUGUACAGUUUCCGUCAAGACUAUUUGGCGGCAGCGCACAGGAAAAACACAUUAUCUAGAUUCUCACUGUUUUCUCUCAAACACGCGCAACACGGCAGCCAGAGCUUGUCCACCUGCCAAAUGAAAUUUGACGGAUCUCUCCAUGUGUCCAUGAACCUGGACGCGGCCGGUGCGCACCAGCCGCUGGACAGCCCCGGGGUUUUGGGCUGCACUGGUCUCGGAAAGCAGCCUGGUGUAGGAUUUCCUCACCCUUUCCAGCUCGCCCACAGCCACCACUUUAAGGACUAUCAGAGUCCUUCGGGCCCCAGUCGAGGACCGCUGAGCGCGGAGGGGCUGUGCGCGGUGUGCGGGGAUAACGCAGCCUGCCAGCACUACGGGGUGCGCACCUGCGAAGGCUGCAAGGGAUUUUUCAAGCGUACAGUGCAAAAAAAUGCCAAAUACGUGUGUUUGGCUGCCAAAAACUGCCCUGUGGACAAACGCAGGAGGAACCGAUGCCAAUAUUGUCGCUUCCAGAAGUGCCUUGCAGUGGGAAUGGUCAAAGAAGUGGUAAGGACAGACGGUCUGAAAGGUCGAAGGGGUCGCCUGCCAUCUAAACCGAAAGCUCUUCCGGACUCGUCCUCGCCUGUCAGCACCCUCAGCGCCCUCAUCAGGGCACACGUGGAGUCGAACCCUUCGCCCUCUCGCCUUGAUUACGCCAAAUUCAAAGAGAGUCCUGAAAGCCCGCUGGGAGAUGAUGCUCAACAUGUGCGGCAGUUUUAUGACCUCUUGACCAGAUCGAUGGAGGUGAUUCGAGGUUGGGCGCAGAAGAUCCCGGGCUUUACCUCCCUGCCCAAGCAUGACCAAGACCUCCUGUUCUACUCUGCUUUCCUGGAGCUCUUUGUUUUGCGACUGUCGUACAGGUCCAACCCAGAGGAAGGGAAGCUGAUCUUCUGCGAUGGGUCGGUGUGGCACCGGCUCCAGUGCCUGCGGGGUUUUGGGGAGUGGAUCGACAGCAUCGUAGAGUUCUCAGCCAAUCUGCAGAGGAUGAAUUUGGACGUCUCCACCUUCUCCUGCAUAUGCACCCUCGCCCUGGUCACCGAGCGGCACGGACUGAAGGAGCCCAAGAAAGUGGAGGAGCUGCAGAGCAACAUCGUCAAGUGCUUGAAGGACGGCGGGAUGUGUGCCGACAGAGGCUCAAACUGUUGGUCCAACCAUUUGUCCAGACUUUUGGAAAAGCUGCCUGAACUUCGCACUCUGUGCAUCCAAGGCCUGCAGAGGAUUUUUUAUUUGAAGCUGGAGGAUUUGGUGCCGCCGCCUGCAAUAAUAGAUAAGUUAUUCCUCGACACGUUGCCAUUUUAGAGACAUGAGAGAACACAUAUGGGAGCGUUUUUCUGUGUUUUUUCAAGAAAUUGCAUUGUUAGACUACUUUUGCUUUAAUCCUAACAUUCAUUCCUGACAGUUUGAGCUUUGUGCACUGCAUAAAAAACAUUUUUAAAUCUAAUAUUGAGUCGUCAAAUCACAUUUUCCUCCAAACAUGUGCAAUCUAUUUCAAGAAAUGUGACCACUUACCUGUAAUUUAAAGAAACUGAAGCAUGAUGAUUCUUUUUUCUCCCUUAUGUGGGUCAUGCGAGGAUUAAAAUGACCAAUUUCAACGUCUGCGAGAAAAGAAAAAUUUAUUAAUACUCUUAACAAUUUGAAUUUUUAUUUCAUUACACUUUUACAACGAGAUUUGGACUGCCUGACUGCCUGUAAGUGAGCUUGUUGUUAUCAGCCUGUGAAGAGACUGUUUUUAUACGAGACGAGUGUGUCGCAUCAUGUUUAGGUUCUUCAUAAGAUAGAGGCUAUAUAUUAGUCAUAUGGUGAUUAAUAUAUAAUAUGCGA
Molecule: messenger RNA, 2538 nt
Organism: Thunnus maccoyii (southern bluefin tuna)
Lineage: Eukaryota; Metazoa; Chordata; Actinopteri; Scombriformes; Scombridae
Product: nuclear receptor subfamily 4 group A member 2-like
Exons: 8
Coding region: 250-2016 (588 amino acids)
Biological process (GO): cellular response to corticotropin-releasing hormone stimulus; central nervous system neuron differentiation; regulation of transcription by RNA polymerase II
Cellular component (GO): nucleus; transcription regulator complex
Molecular function (GO): nuclear glucocorticoid receptor binding; zinc ion binding; RNA polymerase II cis-regulatory region sequence-specific DNA binding
Source: RefSeq, a predicted model, not a curated record